Molecule: messenger RNA, 288 nt
Organism: Ilex paraguariensis (yerba mate)
Lineage: Eukaryota; Viridiplantae; Streptophyta; Magnoliopsida; Aquifoliales; Aquifoliaceae
Source: the annotation of a GenBank genome assembly
AUGUGGUUGCACCCCAUUAGCAACCCAAGAUGCAUACUGACAACAGUUCCUUAUUCAAAAGCAUAUGGUACCCUUGUGGUGGACCUCAAUGCUGGAAACAGUCGGUAUUCCAACCUCAUGCUGCACUUUUCUGCUCCUAGUCUACUGGAUGAUACCUAUAAUCUCCCAUUGCACUUCGGAAAAAGUCCUUUCAAGCUUAAUAGUGCUGCAGCAGGAAAAAGGGAUGUGGAAUUUGUAAGCAAUUUGGAUAAGGUGUCCAAAGUCAAUCUGCCUCCCUUUGAUAAGUAG